This is a messenger RNA of Corvus hawaiiensis (hawaiian crow), 2529 nucleotides long. RefSeq names its product small integral membrane protein 30 (gene SMIM30). Bases 452 to 637 code for a protein of 61 amino acids. The transcript is spliced from 2 exons. NCBI's taxonomy places the organism in Eukaryota, Metazoa, Chordata, Aves, Passeriformes, Corvidae. The record is from RefSeq and is a predicted model, not a curated record.
GGCACUGGCCCCGCCAGGGUGCGAGCGGAGCAGCCGCUUCUUCGGGUGUCCCGACGCGGGAUUUUGUCGUGUGCGCCCCGGGAACGAGCCUUCCUCGCGGGAAGAACUAUUGUGGAGAGGGCGGUCCGGGCUGGUACCGGCGUGCUCCUCGAGGGCACCUUUCCAAGUUACAGGAACCACGACGGACAUUUGUCCCGCAGUGAGGGUGUGCACGGUGGCACUGCCCGGGGGGCUAACUCGCGCCCUCUCCAGUGUACCGUAGUCUGUCCAUGCUCACGGAUCCUGAGGAUGCCCGGUGUUAGGAAGUGUGGGUGAGUGAUGUGCAGCAGCCAUCGAGCCCUAAAGCCCUGGUGAAACAGGCCUGCGUAGCAAAGCACCAGAUACCACUGAAAUAUCUGCUGUCCACCACUUUCCUCAUUUAACUUCCCCUUGGGGUCAGCUGGUUGGCAGCAUGCCUUCAACCGAGAACACCUCAAAACUUUUCCUGGUCCUGGUGUCACUGCUGCUGGUGCUGCCAGUAGUUGAAGCCGUGGAUGCAGGAGAUACCAUUGCCUUCCUUCUAGGCCUCGCUGUCAGUGUCGUCGGAUUCUGCGCCUGCCUUGGCUUGUAUGCAAGGAGAAGGAAUGGGCAGCAGUGAUUUCAAGAAAAUGCUCAGAUGAAGUGAAUUUCUGAACACGGUUUGGGUCUAAGACUGAGCUUUGGUUCUGCAUAACUUUCAAAAAACAUGUAGUAGAUAUUUCUGCAAACCCCUCUUACUGUUCAGUACAAGAGAGUCAAGACUGUACCCGGUAAAAGGGAUUUGUACCAUCUGUCCUCAUUACAAAAAGAUAAUUUUAUAUUGUUUGUGAUUAAAUAUUGCCUUAGAGAAGGUAAAAACUUUUCGAAUGGGGAAGUAAAACUCUUGAGUGGCUCACAGUAAAAGUUUAUAAAUUUAGCACGUGAGGGAGGCCAUCAACAAGUUCCAUAAUUUUGGUUUCAGUGUCAGGAGGAAGCAGCUAUUAAUCUUUCCAGUCAGGAUGACAAGAGUUUUGAAAUUAGUCCUAGCUAGAUAGCUAGUGAGCAGACUGCUCUAACUUGUGUGCUCAUGCUCACGUUCUCUGUAAUGACAGUUAACACCUAACAGCUCACUUCUGCUGUCACAUGGAUGAGACUUAAGAGAACUAAGGAAAUAUGAAAGGCUUUUUUUUUUUUUUUAAUACUUUUAGAGCAUUUUUAUUUUAGAAUAUGCCACUCCUGUAGCCUGUGUUCUUAUUACCAAGUAGAUACACUUAAGAAUGAGACCACCAUUUUUGUUUAACAUGUAUUUCACAGAAAAGUACAUGUAAGGCUAUGUAAAUCAGAUUAGGGAUAUGGGCUUUGUCUCUUGUUUAUUUUUUGUACUCAGCUUUUCUCUAGGUGCGCCAGGUUUAAGGCUUACUUUGUUUUGGUGUUUGUACUUUUUACUCCAAAAUGGAAGACUUAACUAUUUUGAUGAGGAAUUCUGUGUACUAUUUCUGCAUUAGAAGUUUGUUGGAAUUAUAACAAGACCAUUGUGCACAUGUUUCUUUUACAAUGUAGAAAGAACUUGUUUCGUUAAAAUCCUGGGUUUAGUCAAUGGGUCCAUUGUUCGUGAGUGUGUUCCUCGUGACAAACUUAUGUUGCUAGCUAAACAUUUAGGUUUCUCUAACUGAUGCACGAGUACCACAGAAGAUUAGGACCAAAACCAAAGUAAAAAUCCUAGAAUUUUUGCUAGAAAUCUUGGCUUUUAUCUUUCAGAGCUAUUUUGAUACUAUUUUUCCACUUCCUCUGUGUCUCUGUUCAGUAGAGCAGAAAGCAAUGGCUAGAAGAGUUGUUGGGCAGGUCUUAUGUAAGUAAUUGGAUGGGCAAAUCAUGUUCUCCAAAUCCUGAUUUCUGCAUGCCAUUUUUGGCAGAAAGGGACACAAUGCGCAAUUACUGUGUACAAAUGAAAUUUACAGCCCUAAGAGGAGCUUUAGACAGUAGCAUCACCUUUGAAAGCUGCCUAGCAGCAGUAGAUGGUCCUGUAUGUGAUAAUUCAACUGGGUGGGUGCAAGCACAGAUCAAAGUGGGAUCUUUGGUAUUCCAACUUACCUAAACAAACAAACAAAAAAAAAAUCACCACAAAAUUGCCAUUUAGUUCACUUUAUAGUUUCCAAAGUUACAAAAUUUUGCCAUUUUUUCAGUAAAAUAUUAGGUAUUGCUCUUUCAACAGAGUACAUUUUAACACAAGCAGAUUUUCACUGGGUUCUUUAUCUACACCUUGGAAAAGAUACAUGGCAACAGUUUCACUGCAGGAGAACAAAAUUUUAACAGAGUAAUUAUCUUCAGGCAAUAGGGAUAUGAGAAAUUGUAUUAUUUGCCCAAAGCUGUAUGUACUUCAUUGAAAAGUGUUUGCACAGCGUAAUGGCUUUGUUUCCUGGGUUCUGACAGAAGCUUUAUUGUUGAAGACUUACAUUUGUCAUUACUUGGAUGUAAAAUCAGAUACCCCUGUUUUUCCUCUGUCAUAAUAAACUGACGUAUGAUUUGUCAUCA